AUGCAGAAGCGUCCGAAGGCGGAAGUGAAAAGCGUGACGGGGCCGGCCAAACCGCCGCGUCUGAAGGCCGCGAAAAAGCAGUUGCAGUUCGAGAGUCCGCUGCCACGAAGGACACGCGCCAAGCAGCAGCAGGACGACCAGUUGCAGAAACAACAACAUCAUUCUCAGCAGGAAAAGCGGGAGGAAAAGCGGCAGCAAAAGCCAACAGACAAAGUCAUUGCUAUGCCGGGCAGCAGCCAGGAUGCGGACACGGAUGCGGCAGCGGAAGCAGCAGUGGACGUGCCAGAAACAGAGCCAGUUCCAUGGCCAGACCCACCCCCGUACUCCCAUCCAGAUCCUGGCCAGCUCACGGUGUCACAUUCACAGUCCGCCCCCGCCUCCGCCUCCUCCUCCGCCGCCAAAAGGCGUCUCGCCGAAGGCUGCACCAGUCUUAUGUAUGCCUGUCAGCGGGGCGACAUUGUCCAAGUGCUCGCCCAAAUGCGCGAAAAGCCCCAAUUGCUGCGGCAGCGGGACCGAAGCCAUCGCAACGCGCUGCACUACUGUGCCGCGCAGGACGUCGACCGGAGCAAGGACCUCGUGGCGGCCGCCAGCAUCGCGAUCGCAGCCCCCGAGCUGCUGGAGUCGGCGGACGAGGAUGGCUUCACCCCGCUCCACCUGGCGGUCAUCCAGGGCAACCUGGCGAUGGUCAACCUGCUACUGGCCAACAGGGCGGAUGUGAAUGCGGUGGACAACGAGGGCCACUCGGUGGUGCACUGGGCCACGGUAUGCGGUGAGGUGGAGUCCUUGCGAGCGGUCCUGGCGGCAGGAGCCAGUGUGGCCAAGCCGGACGCGAAUGGCGGGACUCCUUUGCACUAUGCCGCCCAGAUGUGCGGAGCCAGUCACGAUAGCAAACAGCAGGCCAGCUCCACGGCCAGUUCAAGGCUCUCCCUGGAGAUCCUGGGCAUCCUGCUGUCCCAUCCCCAGAGCAGUGUGGAUGUCCAGGACAAGGAUGGUCGUCAGCCGCUCCUGUGGGCCGCUUCAGCGGGCUCAGCCAAGGCAGUGAUUGCUUUGGUCAAGGCGGGGGCCAGAGUGGAGUCCUCCGAUAAAGAUGGCCUCACUGCUCUGCAUUGUGCUGGUUCCCGGGGACACACUGAAUGCAUCGACACCCUGAUUGGUCUGUGUGGCGCCCCCACCGAUUUGAUCGAUUCAAAUGGCUGCACAGCCCUGCAUUAUGCCGUCACCUUGGGUCAUGCCGAUGCCACUGCUAGAUUGUUGGAUUUGGAGGCGGAUCCCAAUCGCCAGGAUCGCAAGGGACGCACACCAGCACAUUGUGGCUGCUCCAAGGGGCAAUUCGAGACCUUGAAGUUGCUCAAGGAUCGUGGAGCAAAUCUCUGGCUGCGCAAUGCCAAGGGUGAUUUGCCGCUCCACGAGGCAGCGGCUUCGGGGAGAAGAGAGCUCCUCGAAUGGCUCCUUAACCAGCGACCCAAACAGGUGAACACCACUAGCAAUGAUGGAAGGAGUCUGCUUCACAUUGCGGCAGCGAAUGAUUACACGGAUAUGUGUAAGCUGCUACUGGAUUAUGGGGCCGAUGUGAAUGGGGUGUAUAGAAAUUCCAGGGGAUUGGUCUUAACACCUCUUGAUGGAGCUCUGCAAAGGGGUCAUCGCUCCACGGCCAAGUUCCUGCAGGCUAACGGCGGUCAGCCGGCCAACAAGGUGAGAUUAUCGAGUAGAAGAGCAGGGAAUCCCUUCCACGAAACCAAUGCCACCGAUAUGGUGAGACCUUUGAAAUACGUGGAAAAGGAAGAACUACACGAUCUGCGCAGCUCUAAAAAGUAUGUGGUGUAUCUAAAACACGCAGAUUCGGAUACUGGAAAUGGUAAUGGUAAUAAUAAUGGUAAUGGUAAGGUUGAAGAUCCUGAAGGCGACUGCAGCUGCUCGGAGCAAACCUAUCGCAAGGAACAGCGCUUGAAGCACGUCUGUCGUAGGCACAAGAGGCGGCAGCUGAGGCGAAGGACCAGCAGUUGUGGCGAGUCCAAGCACGAGCGAUGCAGUGAAAUCUGCCGAUCCAAGAGUAACAUUGAGAUACGAAGACGCAAAUCUAGGGAGAGAUAUGCGAGCUCUAGUGAAUGGGAGGAGGAGGAUGAGGAUGACGAGGACUCCUGCGAGAACUGUUGCUAUCACAAAAGAGAAAAGAAUCGAGUGGUGGCCCGCAAGCGAUCCACUUCCUCCAGGAAAUCAAAAAACCGAGAAGAUAGCGAGGAGGAGAAGUCUUCACCAGAGAAAGAUUCAAGGAAACCGCUGACAGUUAAUGGAGAUCAUCAGGCUGGGAACUCCAAGGAUCAGAACAAUCCAAAGGAGCGACAAUCCUCGCCUACCAAGGAAGCCACCUUCAUCAAGUCACCAAACCAAAGCGCCAGGAGUGAGAAACCCACUGAAAUGGACAGUCUCGUGGUGGAGGAAUCACAUGCAGUGGAGCUGACCGACGAGGAGCAGGAGGCGGCGGCCAAGUCGGUGGUGACUCAGGUGGAUGUCCAUCAUGAACCAGAGGAGAAUCACAACUCCAAAUCCUCCGAGGAAUUACCAGAGGAAAAUGGCAGGGAAAAAGAGGAUGUGAAGCUGCAGCUGAGCGAGGAGGAAACCCAGUUGGUAACGAAAGAGGUAGAACAGGUGAUCAAAAUAGCAGCCACGGCGUUGAGCAGCGAGUCCAAGAGUUCCUCCAGUGAGGAAAGGCCAGCGGAAAGCACCGAAGCACCUGCUGAAAAACCUGAAGAGGAGGUUGAGGAAUCCCCAAAGCCUGUAAGCCCCCCUAAACCUGCCACGCCCCCUUCACCACCCAAAGAAGAGGCCGCUAAGCCACCGAGUGCCGCAGAGAAACCACAGCCAAAUGCCAACACGGUCGAAGGGGUUGAGUCUGCGGCUUCAGGGAAAAAAGUCGAGCAGCUGGAGGAGGCUGAAGCCAAACCGAAACCUAAUACUCCCACUCCCCCGACCACUGCUCAUCCUCCUCCCUCUGCCCCAACUGAGCCGAAAAAGCCGCCAACCGCACCACAGCCACGCCCCUCCACACCCACCACCCCAAACAACACCAGCAGCCAGCCGGAGCCACCGCAAAGGGAACAGGAGACGAGGCGCUCCUUCACACUCCUGCCCUCCGAUUCGGCGGACGAUGACCCAGUUCCAAACCCAAAUCAGAACUCUAAUCCUGCAGCCUCAGCUUCCGAUGAGCCAACUGCCAACGAGCGGAAAUCGAGCUUCCAAGUGCUGAAAAGCGAUGACUCCCUGGAUGAGAAGACCAAGAGACCUGGACCUCCUCGCAAGGUGGAGUACGAGACAUCCAAUCAAGUCUUUCAGGUGGUCAGCGAGGGGGGAGGAUCCGGGGUCCAGCUGCCCAGUGCCGCGGAGCUGGAGAAGAUGGAGUAUGAGUACGAGGAGUACGACGAUGAAUACGAUGAUGAUGAGAGGGAUGGCUUGGAUCCGGAGCAUGAUAGUGCCCUGCGUCGCUUCCUCAGCAGCGGAAAUCGACAUGGAGUGGGGAGUUCAGGAGCAGUUGGUUUAGGAGGAGGAGGAGCAGCUGGAGGAUCCAUAGCAGAUGACACAUCGGAGGGCAUGGGAGGUAAUGGAAGGAAGCGACGGCUCAAAAAGCGCGUGCGCAGCGGCAACAAAACGCGCAGCAAUUGGAAAAACUCUCAGGAUUCGCGAGAUGGCAGCCAUAUGGUCGCCUUGGCCACCACCAGCAAGGAUCAGGACUCGGGAUUCGAGCCAAGUCCGCGGGCGGAGCGCAGCAAGAUACCCACUCUGCGUUCGGCCCACACGGCCCACAUGCCGCGUAAGCCCAUCUACGCCACUCUGGACGGAAGGUCCUGCAGCAGCAGGAUGGAGAACCGCAAGCCAGGCGAUAAGGGAGCCUGCGACAUGGGCGCCGUCACCCGAUCCAUUCAGCGGAAUAUCAGGAGAUACUACAUGGAGCGCAAGAUCUUCCAGCAUCUGCUGGAGCUCAAGUCGCUGCAGAUUCGCUCCAGCAAAUUGAACGAGGCUGUGCUGGUUAAGCGGGCCGUGGACGACUACCACAAGUCCUGCGUCCUUUUGGGCGGCGAAACGGGCACGCGACUAAGGCGCUACAACUUCAGCGAGUACACGUUCAAGAACUUCGAGCUCUUUCUCUACGAGACGCUCAAGGGACUCCAGCGACCGGGCACCAACAACUUCCAGAACAUCAACGAGGUGUACGAGGAGGCGGAGCGGCGGCUCAGUCCGGAUUACAAUGCCUACGAGAAGGCGCUGCAGUGCACCACCAAGACGCACCGCUGCCUCCAUGCGGCCCACGCCUACACGGGAAUACCCUGCGCCGCCUACAUUCCCAUGAUGAAUCAUCACACGAUGCCAAAGUUCGGCUUUGGCCAGUACAAGAAGACCGGCAGCGUGAGCAGCUUCUUCCUGCCGAAAAUCCUGACCAGCGGUCGUGCUGCCAGCGGAAGAGCGGGCGGUUUGGGAAGCGGUACAGGGGGCGGCACGGGCGGAAGUGCCAGCGGCAACCGCUGCAACCACAAGGUGGCUCUGGAAUUGUCGCACGGCAAGAACAAACAGCUAAUUUCACUGCCCGCAGAAAAGCUGGACAGCAAUAAGCGGUACUACGUGACGUUCACAGUUAAGGACUCCUCGUCGCAGCAGCAGUGCAAGUAGUGCGUAUGUAUGCGUAAUGUGGCGCACAUUGCGUAUACGCCAUGGAUGGAUGGCCAUUGGCGGGAUCCUGCGCCCGCAUCCUCAGGCUCCUUUUUAUGCUGUUUCUGUUUUUGCUGCCGCUUCUGCUGUUGCUGCUGCUCCAAAUGCAUUAAAACAAUGCCAUCGCAACAUUUUGUGUCGCUGCUCCCGCUGUUGCAGUUGCUUUUGCUGUUGCUGUUCCAGCAAUUGUUGUGGCCACCCGUUGUCCGCGCUGCCUUUUUUCCAUUCGCUUCCUGUCCGGGUUGCUGGAGUAAUACCACGGAAAAUGGGGGCUUUUGCAGGGUGUAUCGCGGACGUAUACACUUAGCCCAUUAGGUGGGCAAAAUUCAAUUUAUUAAGCUCAACUGAAAGCAGGCUCUUUGGCUUUUUAAUUUUGAAGAA
This is a messenger RNA of Drosophila takahashii, 5079 nucleotides long. RefSeq lists its product as uncharacterized. The record is from RefSeq and is a predicted model, not a curated record. Gene Ontology annotation, biological process: protein localization to ciliary inversin compartment. Gene Ontology annotation, molecular function: protein binding. Gene Ontology annotation, cellular component: ciliary inversin compartment. Lineage: Eukaryota; Metazoa; Arthropoda; Insecta; Diptera; Drosophilidae.